AUGUCUCCGUACUGGGUCAGGCCACAGGACUUCAUCCACAUCACAGGCCACAUUUUGUCUGGCCAGGCAACGGGGGGGAAAAAACCCCUGGCAUGCCGUAUCCAGGCUUGGCAUGCCUCCACACCUAUGUCACCACAGUGUGUGUCAGGGAACACGGAGAGUCAACGGACGCCUGAGGACGAGGAGGUAGCUGACGCCAGAGAAAAGGCACACGCGUCCCAAGAAGAGAGCAAAGAAUCUGUCAACAGCACACAACACAGCCUCCAUCAGGCUGGCAAUGACGAAGACGUACAAGUGAAUAAAGCGGCCGAGACUCACUUCCCCGUACAGAUGGCACAAAGGAUGUCUUAUGAAAGUGGGCAAGAAGGCCGAUCAGUCCUGGGAAUGUUGGCAGUGCAGGUGGAGAGAGACCCAAAGACCGGAGCCACCUCUGUCAGGUCAGUGGCCCCCGUGUCCGUGCCGACGGGCGCGCCCAUGGCUGCCACCGUCUACGACGACGGCAGGAAGAGCAUCCGCGCCGUCGGUGGCUCGGGGAGCCAACCCUCGAGCGAAGAGCUCGGCCAGAUCCUGAGCAUCGUCGACGGGGUCGGGAUGAAAGCGCUGCUGGACGAAGUCACGGUCACGCCAAACGGCGACAGACAUCCAGAGGGAAACGUCUCGUCUUUUUCUACCGGCCACGCCACGGCAAAGGAAGACAGAUCGCAGCUGGACAGUUCUGGAAGUUAUGACUUGGAAGACGGGCUGGGGAUUCAGGACUGCGCUGUAGAUGACAGAAGCAUGACGACGGUCAGAGACGUUGCAGGAGAAGUUGAUAACAUGGAGGGUCUGAGUUUGGACGAAGGCCCGGUCACUCUGGUGUUCCUGGGAUACACCGACGGUGACGGAGAGGACGGCCGAGACGACAACGAAGGCAUGCUCACAGCGGAGCGAGUGAUAAUCACCGACGAAGGAGAAGAACACGUCGUAGGACCUGAAACUUCACCUGAGACCGGGAGGAAAGAGUCCCAAGAGUUUCAGGACGUUCCCCUGGAUGGAAACGGGGCCAGAGUCAAAGUCCCGGGAGGGGAAGGGGAUAGUUCGGCUAACAAACGCAAAACCUGCCAGUGUUGCUCCGUCAUGUAAAGGCUCUGACACACCAACCAGACGGCCGACCGUCGGCAGAAAAGCCAGUCGGCUGAUCAG
Sander lucioperca (pikeperch) is the source of this 1182-nucleotide messenger RNA. RefSeq names its product paralemmin-2-like. The record is from RefSeq and is a predicted model, not a curated record. Bases 1 to 1122 code for a protein of 373 amino acids. The transcript is spliced from 7 exons. Gene Ontology annotation, cellular component: membrane. Gene Ontology annotation, biological process: regulation of cell shape. NCBI's taxonomy places the organism in Eukaryota, Metazoa, Chordata, Actinopteri, Perciformes, Percidae.